This is a messenger RNA of Oryzias latipes (Japanese medaka), 2526 nucleotides long. RefSeq names its product CDKN2A interacting protein (gene cdkn2aip). Lineage: Eukaryota; Metazoa; Chordata; Actinopteri; Beloniformes; Adrianichthyidae. The record is from RefSeq and is a predicted model, not a curated record. Gene Ontology annotation, cellular component: nucleolus; nucleoplasm.
AAAUGCUGUCGCGGGUCUGACGUCAUCACCCGGAGGUACAGCAGCUAGCAGCGGGUUCAGAGUGGAGCAGUUCAGAGGCUCCGGGCCAAGUUUAAAGCUCGGUUUGACCCACAUUUAGCCCGCUUCUAAACCGGAAUUCAGAGGAGGAGGGUCGAGCUGAGCCGAGUUUAAACCAGUCAGGCGCGUUUUAGAGAAGAGUUCGUGUUUAACUCGCCAGCCGGGCGGAAAGUGUCCAAAGUCCGUGUCCAUCCAUGUAGGCCACCGGGAGCUCCCUCCGGUCUCACCUGGAUCAGGUUUGCGAGGCUCUGAGCGGCGAGGGUUCGUGGACGUGGAUGGCGGCGCAGAGGGGCGGAGACGACCCGGUCUCGGAGUACCUGCAGCAGAACCCGCAUUUGGCGGGGUGGGUGGACUCUCUGAGGGGCUUCUGUGAGACCAGCAAGCAGUGGUCCGCGCGGAGGGAGUUCAUCCUGCGGAACAUGGAGGGGCAGGGGGUCCCCGCCGCGCAGCCCGGAGCCCACAGCCCCAGCCUGGACAGCCUGCUGUCCCUGUCCAUGGUCUGGGCCAACCACGUCUUUCUGGGCUGCAGUUAUCCUCCCAGUGUCAUGGACAAGAUCAAGGAGAUGGGGGAGGGCAUUGCCGUCCAGGACGCUCCCACCCACAAGACCACAAAAGCCAAAGGAAAGCGGAGCGCUGGAACAGAAGGUGAGAGCGACAGCUACGUGAAAAGAAACAAAGGUGGGACCAAUGAUUUAGAAGCCCGGUCUUCUGGGAGGACGGCGGUUCGGCCUUCCAGCCAGAAGUCAGCCCCGCCCCCACAGGCCCCGGCAGAGCACCAGCCCUUCUUUAACCGCCUCUAUAAGGCCGUGGCGUGGAAGCUGGUGUCGGCAGGUGGCUUUGGCCCCAACCUGGACCACUUUGAAGUCCUGCGCAGCUGCGUGGAGUCGUGCAAACAAACUCUGACGUGCGUAUUUGUACCGCUGAAGGACAUCACGGGCCUCCCCGCAGUGCGUGCCCAGAAGGAGGGUCACGUGUGCGAACUCCGCUGUCUGACGGUCUACAUGGGCACCGGCUAUGGCCGCGAUGAGUCCGCCGCCCGGGCCAUGGCCUCCAAAGAAGCCUUGAAAGUCUUUCAGGGGAGGAAAGUGACGGUGAAGAUCUGCAGGCGGAGGUUCAGGGGCAGAGACGUGGACGACCUGAUGCUCCUGGACGAGCAGCCACGAAGCCAGGGCUUCCCCCCCGCCCUCAGCUACCCGUUCCAGGAGGAGCAGCUGGAGGGGGGCUCUCCACAGAGGAGCACUGUGUGACUGCGGCCAGCCUCCAAAUCCUCAUUCCAUAACUCCUUCCAUAUUCCAGACACCACACUGCCCCCCUGCCCCUUGAGGAACCCACACAGCAAAAUGAUUUUAAGAGUCUGAGUCUGGGAGACGGAAGGUGCUGCUUUUCUUUUUAUCAAUCUUUUAUUUGCAUCGCCAUGAACAGAUCAGCGAACAGCUGGAGGAGCAGCACCGCUGCCAGGAUGAAGAUUCUCUGCCCAAGCCUCAUAGCAACAAAAACCUGCGUCCUUGUGGGAUUUAUUUUCACCUCAAGUCCUAAUCUUAAAGGUUCAGUUUCCUGUAACAGACGAAACGCGUUUGUUUCUGCUGCAGACAUGAAGGCUUUACAGAUGCGAGUGAAGGUGUCCUGCUCUCCUGGCCCCUCCUCCCAAACGGUUCGGGUGUUCCCGUCAGCCUGUUCUUCAAAACGGACACGUCUGCUGCUGCGAGGAGCGGUAGAGUCUGUCCGCUCACGUUUUCUAGUUUUGGAGUGAAGAGCCUUUGAGGCCGCAGGAGCUGCAGCUCUCUGCUCUGGAGUUCCCUCUGCUGUUGUGUUUUCAGAUGCUCAUGACAUCUUCUUGGCGAUUCAAGUCACUUGGUGCUUUCCAAGUGUGCGCCGCUGAACUGUGAGUCAUUACUGAUGGUCACUCUAGUCAAAGCAGCAGUGACAUUCAUGCAGCCCCGCCCCCAGCUGAGCCUGACCUCCGCUCAAAUAAACGGCACACCUGCAGCCUUUUCCAGCACAGCAGACCCGUCAUGCGGCGUUUUCCUUCUUUAGUCACGACGCAGGCGGAGGUGAGAGCCAGCCCGCUCUUCCUGUUUCCAUGCAUCUGGAUAUUUGGGACACACACACACAUACACCCACACACACACCCACACACACACCCACACACACACACACACACACACACCCACACACACACACACACACCCACACACACACAGCUGCAAUCAUAGUUUGUUAAAGAGCAUUUCUGGAACACACCAGCAGGAGGCAGCAUGUCUCGUUUAUUCAUCAGUGAAGAGUUUUAUUGUUUGUGUUUCUGAUGUUUUUGUCUCAAACAUUAAGACCAUAACAAUCACAACCAAGGUCAACGUGUAACACACUGAGAUUAAAAUCUGAUUUGCAUUUAAUUUAAUCUGUUCACUCUGUCUGAGAUCACCUUUGUUGUAAUCUGAUGCUUAAUAAACCGAAUUGAUCACAUUUAAAGGA